Molecule: messenger RNA, 7276 nt
Organism: Cataglyphis hispanica
Lineage: Eukaryota; Metazoa; Arthropoda; Insecta; Hymenoptera; Formicidae
Gene: scrt
Product: zinc finger protein 358
Exons: 4
Coding region: 149-1894 (581 amino acids)
Biological process (GO): regulation of transcription by RNA polymerase II
Molecular function (GO): DNA-binding transcription factor activity; RNA polymerase II cis-regulatory region sequence-specific DNA binding
Source: RefSeq, a predicted model, not a curated record
CGUCCGCGGGCGAGGCGGGGCAGCCAGCAGACCCGACGGUAUUUCGUUCCAUCGGGCUUCUCCGAGUCGUCGUCCCUGGUGACCGGACGACGACGAUCAUCGUCGAUUCCUGGUGCUACUGCCGGUCGACGCGAUCCGCGUCACCACUAUGCCACGCUGUCUCAUGGCGAAAAAGUGGAAGUGGAAUCAGUGGCAGGCCCGCGUGGACGAUCAGACGAACGAGCAGAAGGACGCGACGCCACCCGGGGCCGCAAGCCCGCAGGAGCAGCAGGCGCAACAUCUGCUGCAUCAUACCGCGGACGCUAUGGAGAAGCGAUCGCACAGACAUGAGCCGAUCGAGGACGAGGAAAUCGACGUGGUCGGAGACGUCGAUAAUCAUCAGGUCGACCAUCAGCAGACCUGUUGGGGGCCGCACAGUCCCACGGCGGGGGCUACGGCUCCCAGUCCGCCGCCCCUCAACGCUUCCGGCGCUCUGUAUUAUCACGGCUACACGCACGAGGCAUGGAUCAACCACGAGGAGCCGCCCAAGUACGCGACGCUGCGCUCAGCGGCGGAACUGGCGCGUCCGGUAGCUCCGUCGCCGCCACCCCCGGCUGCGCAACAGGAACUACCGGUUCCGGUACUGACCGGGCCGAACUUGCAUCAAGCGCCCUCGCAUCAAACCACGACAAAUCCAUCGUCAUCGUCGUCGUCAACGUCAUCAUCGUCCGUCGCGCUGAUGUGCCUGCCGCCGCGCAAGAGCCUCUCGAUGUCCUUCACCAGCACCGGUACGGCCCUAUCCUUACCGCCCAAGAAGAAGGACAUUUACCGUCCUUACAGCCUGCAAUCGAUCUCGGAGAUACGCACGUCCGCCGAGGAGGACCUGUCGGCCGCGCAGGCCAUCCUGGAUCUCAGCGCGUCGCCCGCCGCGCCCACGCACUCCGUUUUUAUUCACACUCUGUCACCUCCGCCACCACCGCCGCCGCCGCCGCCGCCGCCGCUGCCGCCGCCACCCGCGGCCGCAAAUGUCAUCGCGCCGAAUGCGACCGCGACUGUGCAGCAGCAGCAGCAGCAGCAGCAGCAGCAGUUGCAACCGGCACCGACGGCGGGUACGCAACAACCUAUACCAGUCUCCGUACUAGUGCCGGUACCAAGUUCGCAGACCAACCAGCUGCAUCAACAGGAGCAGACGCCACCGCAGCCGCAGUCGCCGGCAACCGCGGAGGUCACUGGCGGAACCUGCAACGUCGGCAGGGAUAGCACCACCAACGGCAGCAAGACUGUCGCUUACACCUACGAGGCCUUCUUCGUGUCCGAUGGCCGGUCGAAACGUCGCGGUGGCGGCGCCGGCGGCGGCGGUAAUAACGGCGCCGCCGUGCCCGACAAGGAGGCGGCCCAACCGGACAGGCCCAAGUUCACGUGCACGGAAUGCGGCAAGCAGUACGCCACAUCGUCGAAUCUGUCGCGGCACAAGCAGACGCAUCGCAGCCUCGACUCGCAGUCGGCCAAGAAGUGCAUCCACUGCGGCAAGGCUUACGUCAGCAUGCCCGCCCUGGCCAUGCACGUGCUCACGCACAAGCUCGCCCACAGCUGCGGCGUAUGCGGCAAGAUGUUCUCGCGACCCUGGCUGCUGCAGGGUCAUCUGCGCAGCCACACCGGCGAGAAGCCGUACGGAUGCGCCCACUGCGGCAAGGCAUUCGCCGAUCGCUCGAAUCUGCGGGCGCACAUGCAGACCCACUCGGCCGACAAAAACUACGAGUGCUCGAGGUGCCACAAGACCUUCGCCCUCAAGUCUUAUUUAAACAAGCAUCUGGAGUCGGCGUGCCUGCGCGACGAAGAGAUGCAGCAACAGCAGCAUGCCGCUAACGGUGCCAGUGUCACGCAGCAUCAGCAGAACACCAAUCGAGGCUUGUAGCAGCGCUUCGAGAAGGGGAACAACGACGUCACGAGAAUCGAGGAAUCGAGAGAGAGCUAGCGGUGUCCCGUGAUCGCCGCUUGAUCACAAAGAGACACGAGGAUACGAAAAACGAGGGAGAAGAUAUAAGGUUUGCCGUAGAUUUUAAGUAGAAAAGUGCCAGUAGAGACAGAAAUGAGAGUUAGAAAGAGAGAGAGAGUGAGAGAGAGAGAGAGAGAGAGAGAGAAUGAGAAAGAGAGAGAGAGAGAGAAAGAAAGCAAAGAUAGAAAAGAAUGAUAUGAAUUAGAUUGGAACGAAAGGGAGCAAGAGAGAAAGAGAGCGUGAGUUUAUUAAUAAUGUCUAACAUUAAUAAAAACGUCCAGUAAUGUUAAGUCGUAAAAGAAAAAAAGAAAAAAAACACGUCGAACGAUGACGUCCACACUGCAGAGUCUAGUCACUCUAGUCGAUUAUAUACCUAUUACAUUAUGAUAUUAUAUUAUAUAUAUAUAUUAUAGUAUAUAUAUAUAUAUAUAUAAAUAUAUAUAUAUUUACUAGCGCGUACGAUAGUCCGCGAACUCGUUACGAAGACAUUAUUUAUUAAUACUUAGCUGCCUAAAUUUAAAAAAAAAAAGGGAAACGAAGAACAAGCCGAAUGAUAUUUACAGGAUCCGUGAAUCGCGCGCCUAUCGAAUCUGGAUCGCGACGCAUCCUCGAUCUUUCUCACGCGUUUCGCGAUCGCAAUGAUCGAGGCUGCCGGAUCGCUGUAACAUCGAGACGCGCAGGUGCGAUCGACGAACUUGCUCGUAGCAGUAAUUCGCUGAUUCUCAUUUCGCAAAGAGAGAGAAAAAAAACUUAAGCCUUCUCGAAAUAAUAUCGCGUAUAUUUCCAGUGGCACAAAAAUCACCACAGAUCGAUCAAAAAUUAAUCCGUCUCUGCUGCUGUCAGUAUCUUCGAGUUUUAAUGCAACUUUAAACAGCCAUUAUUUUAAGUUCACGAGCAUUUCCACGAGAGUAUUAACUAUGCUAUUAAAAUAAUUAUAAUAUAAUUGAUAUCACGCGAUGUUAGAAUCAUGGUUGUUUGAAGUGACUCGAAGUUACUACACGAGUAGAGAAAGGGUUAAUCGGGUCCGUUCAGCGAAUGCGCUCCUUUAAAACUUCCUCGAGUUUAAUCCAUUGGGAUAGAACGAUAAAAGCUACGGCUAAUCGAUAAGCACAAUAACCGCACAGCGAUUGCACCCGGUCGGAGUUACGACACAUCACCUUCGCGACUGACGCGUGAAGAUAAAGGCCGGACACAAAGUGUUCGUCUCUUUGGAGAUUCUGAGGGUACGCAUUAAACUGAAAACUUUAUGCUUCGUAGCAUCCCCUCUUUUGUAUCUUUUUUUAUACGGAGUCCAAGUUGCGGCCACACCUGCGUAUCUCACGUGAUUAUCGACGCGCGCGUUCCAGCUACGAAGCAAAUCGCGAGAUAUCGGCGACAGAAAAUCGUGCGUGACUGAAGUGGAAUUAUAUCGCAGGAAAUACGUGAUGCGUCUCUCGCGAUCGACUGAUCGCGGAUGCCAAUACACGUAUGUGUACGGUAUCGCAUUAUAAAACGGAUCCUCACACGUACUUAGAGCAAAUUCGAAUAAUAGACGCGUGUAACACAUUGUUAUACAACACAUAUUUUAUAGAGGCAAUAUAAGAAAAAAAUAAAUAAAUAAAUAAAUAAAUAAAUAAAUAUGACGCGACAAGUACGGUCAAAGCAAUGUUUCGACACAACGAAUUAUAUAACUAUACAUAUAGAGGCAAACACAUCGAAGUUUAACCAAGUUUCGAGCAAGAACCGAUGAUAUGCUUAUAUGCAUGAUGGAGAACGAUCGCCCGAUCCACACCCCCUUUCGUAUUAAUCGAUUUUGACAGUGAGAAUCUUGGAAUCGGCAUUUUUAUUAAAAUAACAACGUUCCUUUUAUGACUUUUAUAAGAUCGUUAUUAAGUCGAUAGAAAGUAGUUUCUGAAAAAUUAUAUAUAUUUUAUUAUAAUAUUUUCUAUUACACAUAUUAUUUAGUUUCGAGGAAAUUAUAUUUAUGUGGAUUUCUGCAUCCCUGCAUUUGUGUUGGCACAUAAUAACACGAAUUUCUUUUAAUGACAUUAAAUCACAUAUUCAGAUAAAAUUAAUUAAUUCCACGCGAUGCAUUCUGCGUAAAUUGCAUUGCACUCAAUGUAAUUUAUUUAAUCACGAAGAAAGCCUUAAUCACGUCUGCUAAUAAAUAUAAAAUACAUUAGAUCAAUAUAUCGAGUUAUGUGAUCAGAAUAAAUUUGUUUGUAAUAGCUUCACAAUUAGAUCAACUAUAUAAAUCGUGUAAAAUAAUAAUUACUAAUUUUCUACAUUUUAAAAUGAAAUUAAUAGCGAAUUGCGGUGUAUUUAAUACACAAAUGUAAAAUAAUUUUUGUCCAAUGAGAAAAAGAAAACGUGAUAAACGUGCGAUUGACGGGGUGUGGAUCCGCGCUUUAAAGUCGCGGCCGCAGGUCUCUAAAAAAAUAAUAACUAAACAAUAAAACAAUUAUAACGGCCGACGAGCAUGCGAGCGAUCCGCCCGAUGCUUUUUUCUUUUUUUUUUUUUUGCAUCGAUUAUAUUGCAAAAGAGCGCGAUAACGUAUUUCGCAUGUACAGUAAAGAGAAUCUCGCCGCCAAAGAAAGUCGCAAGGAGAACAAAAUAAACAAUAUUUUUCGCGUAGCUCGAUUGGAUUGAUUCUUAGAAUCGGCCAGCAAUGCUUGACGCGCAACGGCUUUGUCCGAUUAUUAUUAUUAUUUUUUUUUUUUUCUUUCAUUUAUUUCUAUCUCGCGCGGCACUAGCCAUUGAUCAAUACGCGCCACGCUGCUACUAAUACAUAUAAAUAAUAUGCGGCUCUAGAGCAAUAAACAAUUAAGCAAUAAUAUUCGCGUAGCGCACACAACGAAAAUCGGCAAUAUUGCGCGCCAAUCGCGCGAUUCACUCGCAUAUGUAUAUCUCGUAUAACGUCCUUUUGUUGUUUCAUUUCUACCUUCUUGCAGCAUUUCGUCAUUAUUCAUCAUUCGUUUUAUAUCGUACUCUUUACUCUGCGCUUUUAUUUUUUUUGUAUAUCGAAAGUAUCAUUACUUUAUAUAGUCAUUAUAUUAUUCGAUUAGUCGAUUAUUUGUCGAUUCGAUUAUUAGUCGAUCAAGCGUAAUUAUUUGUAUUUAUUAUUGACGGGUUGUGUCAAGAUAUUGAAAUGUGUGAGAAUAUAUUAACAAAUAUAAAAAAUGUACACAAUUCCUAGAGAUGUGCGAAAAGUUACCAGUUUUUAAGUAUUUUGCAUUAUCUCAGAUUUGUGAUUCGAGCCAUUUUGUUGCCAUUGUGAUGCUCUUACAUCAUAGACAUAUAAUAUCUUGACAAGCUGUCAUAUAUUACUGACAUACAUUAAUAUUAACAUUAUUACUAUUAUUAAUUUAUUAUUAUUUCAUUAUUUUUAUUAUUAUUUAUUAUAGUAGCAUUAUUAUUAUUAUUAUUAUUAUUAAUAUUAUUAUUAUUAUUAUUAUUAUUAUUAUUAUUAUUAUGCUAGUACAACGAUUCGAUACAACGAUCGAUAUCCAUAUGUUACAAGCAUAAAAAGCUAAAACAUGUGCAAUUUCCAUUUUGAUUUGUAAGUGGAAAACGCCAGCAUUCCAUGCGAUAAGCUACUUUACUUAAGGUAGUAUCUCGCGUAUAUAGUUGCUAGUCAAUACACUUAAACUUCCGAAUCAUGGUAAUAUAUUGCAUAUGCAUAUAGCAUAUAUUUAUAUAAAUAUAUAUUAUACUACAUAAACACAGAACGUCCCCUCGCGCUGGAGGCAGAUCUUGAAGCAAUUCUUGACUUUUUUUUCUUUUUACUAAAAAGAAAAGAAAAAUGAGACAGCUGAUUCGAGCAAUAUCUAAGGUAGCCACUUAUUAUUUCAUUCUACAGAAAUUUCUCACUACGUGUAUAUAUGGGUCUGUCUAGUUUUAAUUUUAAAAUUUAUUAUUCUUUUUCAUCAAUUUUAUUACCUCUUUCAAUAAUGCAAUUAUUACGAACACAAUCACGCCAUAAUUCAUGGCAUUUUGCAAUUACAAAAAUCUUUAUAUUUUGCAGAUUAUAUACUAUCCAACUAAUUAUAUAAAUUAAUUUAUAUAUUGAAUUGAUAUUCAAAUUCGAAUAGUUUGUAAUAAUAAACCGCCGGUCGUGGGACAUCCUGUAUAUAGUCAUAAUUCUUAGCUCGAGCGUGUAUAGAGACAGAGUGCUCGUCAGACUUAAAUGCCAUUAUGAAAAAAGAAAUCCGAGAGCUUUAAAAGGGAGCUACGAUCGAAAGGGAGCAUAUCCACUUGUUUUCGCGCGUAGAAAUCGAACAACUAUAAAGCGCCGAUUAAAAAAGAGCAAGUCAGUGACUAUAGUCGUGAUUAGCGGACGGGCGAGGGUUCGUUGUGGGAAUUGCGCCGGUUCGUUAGACAGUCAUCUAGUCAAUUUCUUUCCUCGUUACACGAAUGAUCGUUAUUCGAUAAAAGAAGCAAAGUCACGCCCGGGCUGCCGGGAAAACUUAUUCCCGACGAUUUAUUUUUUUAACCCAUUUUAAGAAUAGCGAUUAUAUAUGACUAUAGAAAAAUGUGAAAUUUGUAGAGAGAGAGAGAGAGAGAGAGAGAGAGAGAGAGAGAGAGACAAUUAAAGAAUUUAUUAAAAUUACAAAUACCUUCCUUCUCCUCGCCCUUUUCAAGACAACCAAUGAAUGACCGCUGUAUAAUUUUAAUCUAUAAUUAUAAAAAAGAAGAAAAAGAAGUUUUCCUAUCGAUCAAUUCCAAUUAUAAAAUCUUUCUCUUACUGUCACUAUUUUCUGCACAGUAUUAAAUAUUAAUUUGACAAUAUUAGCAGCGUUAUUACAUUUAAAUUUGAAAAAUGACAUAAAUGACAUAUUAAAUCAGAAUAUUAAAUCUUUCUAUGAUAUCAAGCUAUCAUCUUUUACAAGACGAUCCAAAAAGAAUCGUCAUACUUUGCGAAUUUUUUCUUUCGGGAAUACAUGUCAUUGCCUUAAAUGCCAGCAACAGGGCGUCUACUCCUAUAGCGAAUUUCUCGAGCCUCGCCGAUAGCGUUUAGAGUCGAGGAACCCUUCUCGAUUCAAGCUCAACCAUGUUAUCGUAAAAUCGAUGUUACUUAGAGGUGCUCAAAGAAGUGUGUACAAAACGACAGAAAAAUAUAGAUAAACCGCAUUAAAUGGGACGGUAUAUUUAUUGAUAACGAGAGAGAAGCGAAUAUAUUUAGCGCAUUAGGGGCUCUUAUAUCGGGCAUAGAAGAGGAAAAUAAAUUGCGUCUCUCGUAACCGAUGCUGCAUGUACAUAAUCCCAAUCUUACUCUUGCACUUCUUAAUCGCAGGAUUAUAGUGAUACAUAUAAGAUGUAAG